Messenger RNA from Mobula hypostoma (lesser devil ray), 2332 nucleotides. It is a transcript of the gene thap7, whose product is annotated as THAP domain containing 7. Gene Ontology annotation, cellular component: nucleus. Bases 549 to 1628 code for a protein of 359 amino acids. Gene Ontology annotation, biological process: regulation of DNA-templated transcription. The record is from RefSeq and is a predicted model, not a curated record. The transcript has 5 exons. Lineage: Eukaryota; Metazoa; Chordata; Chondrichthyes; Myliobatiformes; Myliobatidae.
UAUCAGCUGUGAAUAGAAAGCACUCAAAUGCAGGAGCUGAAGUUCAUUUGGGAAAUCUGAAGUGGCGUUUCUGAUGAGGCCGCACCUGCCCGUCUGACAAGGCUGCGCUGGGACCACGGGUUAUUUAUGGCGGCCGCACCAGGGGCAGAGACUGCGGGCCAUCUCACAUCGCCAGCCAGCUGUCCGGUGUGGGUCCUGGUCCUUUAAAUCUUACAGCAGACUAUGGGGAAGGCGCCUCGGCAUCACGUGCCUGCCGCUGACCUAUCCGAGCUCGGCCCAUUCUCGCUGCCCAGCAGCACCAUUGACCCCUGAACCGCAAAGCAACGAACUCGGCUUUCUCCCGCUGGCGACCUCCCACAGGAACACCCCCGCUACGCCGACGCAGGCGGCCCUCCACCCCUCACACGAAGAGUGUCGCACCGCUGGCCGGGCUCCGCUAGUGCCGCUCACCUCUUGUCGUCCGGGAUCGACAACCUCUCAGCCCAACGGGGGCAGGGAUGUGAUGACGCAAUCACGCAACGUGCUGCGGUGCCCCCAGCCUGCCUGUCAUGCCGCGUCACUGCUCUGCUGAGGGUUGCCGAUCCAGGGACACAAAGGAUUCCAGAAUUAAUGGCAUCACCUUUCACAGGUUGCCAAAGAAGGGAAAAAGUCAGCGUGAGAUCUGGUUAUUGAACUGCUGUCGUAAGAACCCGGAUGGGACAGUUCCCUGGAAACCAUCCUCACAGUUUGUCUAUUUCUGUUCAAAACACUUUGAAAGACAAUGCUUUGAACUUGUGGGACUGAGUGGUUAUCACCGGCUGAGAGAUGAUGCUGUGCCCACACUGUUCCAACCAAGUCCACGAGGAAAAGUGACAUUGACCAGAACAAGUAGAGAGAAGGCAGCAGAACCAGUGGGUACCGGUGAAUGCCUCGCUAACGAAGUUGCCUUAGCUGACGCGGAUCUCGGGAAUCCCAGUCCCGGCUUGGAGACGAGCUUCUGCAUUUCCCAGGAUGCUCCUGCCUACGUUCUAGAUUACUCUGUUCCUCAGGACACCGUGAAUGGAAACGCCUGCUCGGACAAAGUGUUGCUAACGGAGGUCCCGCUUUACUCAAGCCAGGCUGAGCUGGAGACCUCCGCACCCACGGUAAUAUACCUGGUGGAUACGGAGGCAAAACCGGUGGAGUUCAGCAACAGUGCAAGCACUGAGGAAGCCUCCAAGGACGUCUCAUUGACUCAGCCCGAUGCGUUGACUGAAGUGUCGGACAACUGCCAGGAGGAGCCGCCCAAUGUCAGGACUCCCAUUCCCAUUGAUUUGUAUAUGGCACGCAUCCCCAGCGCGUCCCCGAACCCAGCGGCUCACGUUUCUGUCGAGCACAGUUACACCGUGGGCUGCCCGCUGGUCUGGAAGAAGAGAGCAGAGGCCCUGAAGGAGGCCUUUGAGAAGGUCAAUAAGGAUCUGCGUGCAAGCAGGAAGCGGGAGAGCCGCCUGAGGGCCCGCAUCACCUCCAUCCUGAGGGCACGGGGCCACCGGCUGCGGGACAAACAACUGAAGCUGGACCUGGCCGGCGAUCUGCCUUCGCAGGUGGAAAUGUUUGAGGUCCAGGUAAUGGACGAGGCUGUCGGCCUCUGCAGCCCGCUCACCAGCUGAACUGAGCUGAGCCUCCGGGACAGAGCCCAGAGCACGAUGUGUGGAGAGCUGUCACACAAAGAGCAGAAGAGAGGUGGUGGGGAGAGAUGGGAGAGGAAAUAUACUGCGGGUGCGUGUGUGUGAAAGGAAUUUGGGGGGUGGUAGAUGGGGACGUGGGGUAUUCUGGUGGAGAGUGUUUGGUGGGAAACCAGGAAAGGUAGAAUUGCAGGAAGGUUCUGUGAGGAAAGAGGAUGGAGAGUGUUCCCUGAGGGGAGAGGCCUAGCAGAGGUUUUGUGGAGGAACUAAUGCAUGGUAAGGAUCAGUUGCUGGGGGCGGGGUGGAGCUUGGUUGACGAAAGGGGAGGUGACAGGAGGUCUCUGCGAAAGGUGGGGGUUCUGGGUGAGGAGAGAAAAGUGCGAGUCCUGGCUGGUGAGAUGGGCAGGAAUGUUGGGGAAGAAGUGGGAAGGAGACAGAGAAAGGAGAGAGAUGAGGGGAUGGAAGAAGAGAUGAAAUGGUAUGGUCGGAGGGGUUGAGAGGAAACUAUGUAACAGCCAUCGUCAUUGUUCUGAGGCACCAAGCUGAACAGGAGGGCAGUUAUUUACAAACAGUUGCUCAUUUUUGCCUGGCGCGAGACAACUGUUGUAUAUGAUGCUUCAGUUAAAAAUAAAGUAAUCUGGAACAUUACGAUGGAGAACUUCAGUUCUACAAAGCUGCAGCACACUUCA